AUGGUGAACUACUCCGAUCACAGCAUCCACAUCCUCCUCCUGCCUGUCAUGAUACCUGGAGAUGCUGAUAUCAACAAGGGUGAAGGCGGGAAGAUGGCGGAUGGGGAGGAAGGAAGAAUGGUACCAGGCUGGCCCAGGCGGAUGAUCAAGCCCAGUACACGCUAUCAAGGCCCAGAGUGGAAGGUCUACGCCGAGGUUGAGUUGGUCGGCGGGAACACCACGGUCAGAUAUUCUGUUUCCACCUUGUUCUCCACCAAAUUUCCUGUUCUCCACCAAAUCCUUGGUUCUUUCCAAUCGAUUAAUCUAGCGUCAAUUCCUGAUUAUCUUCUCCGCCCUCAGUAUCAAACUCGUGAUCAGAAACGCAUCAACCAUAUGGAGAUUCAGUUGAGCGACCUCGCCAAUAUGAUGAAGGAGCUUCAAACGCAGAACGCGUCCAUUCAGCGCACACUGACCGACAACCUCGCGACGCUCCAGGAUGUGGGGGUGUGGCGGCCUCAGAUCGAUGCCAAGGUCGACGACCUCCACAAAUCCGUGACGGAUCUACGCCUCAAGGUGGAUCACCUGAUUUCGCACCCGCCUGCGACAGAUCGGGCAAAGCAGGUCUUCGACAACGACCUCAUCGACCUCACGAAGCCGACAACUGCACAUCUGGUUGCGUCCUCAUCGGAGGCGGCUUCAGGGCCGUUAGGCCACGGCGAACAACACAGCCACCGGGGUAUUGGCAACAGGGUGGUCACCACCAUCGUGCCGACCCCGGUCAAAGUGCUCAGCAAUUUUUUUGCUCUGAAUCAAGCUAUUCCUCAGCAAGAGUUUCCUAAGUUCGAUGGUAUGAGUCCCAAAUUGUGGAAGAAACAUUGUGAGUCAUACUUUGAUGUUUAUGCGGUACCUGAGCAUUUGUGGGUGAAGAUAGGUGUGAUGAAUUUCGUAGGCUCGGCUGCUUUCUGGUCACAAUCUGUAGAAUCUAUAUUGCAGCAUUGCUCAUGGUCUGAUCUCUGCGCAGCUAUUUGUAGUCGCUUUGAGCGUGAUCAGCAAAACUCUCUUAAUCAUCAAUUUUUUAGACUCAAACAGACCACCACAGUAGCUGAGUAUAUUGAAAAAUUUGAUGAACUCAUUAAUCAGAUUCUGGCUCAUGACCCAUGUUUUAGCCCUCAUGUUAUCACCAGUAGGUUUGUAGAUGGUUUGAAAGAUGAAAUUCGUGUUGUUGUUUUAGUUCAUCGCCCUUCCAGUAUGGAUGCUGCUUGUUCUCUGGCCCUUUUGCAGGAAGAGGUCCUAUCAGACUCGUCUUCCACCGAAUCUCACGGUACCAGUGGACCUUCGGGUUUUCGAGCUCGAGCAUUCAAGCCACAAUGGUCAGCUCCUCAUACAUCUCGUGUGGCAACAGCAGUGUCCAAUGUAACUCCUGUCAAAACUAUCGAACCACCUAAGCUAUCAGGUGUGGAGGAGAAGCUUCAGAAUAUCAAGAACUAUAGAAGAGCUAAGGGUUUAUGUUUCAAAUGUGGAGACAAAUGGAACCCCAACCAUAAGUGUUCCACUACGGUGUCCUUGAAUCUAGUGGAAGAGAUGUGGCAACUUAUUGACAACUCUAAUGAUCAAGAUCAGUAUCACUCUGAUUCUGGUGAAGAUUUGAUGCAACUUUCAUUGUCAGCGGUUCAAGGCACUGACAACGUGCAAACUAUCAGGUCAUAUUUGCAACAUGCACCAUUUAUUAUCAAGACUGAUCAGAAAAGUUUGGAAAAUCUGACAGAUCAAAGACUAACUACACCAUGGCAGCUGAAGGCAUACACUAAAUUGUUGGGACUCAAUUAUAAAAUCAUGUACAAGAAGGGUACUGAUAACUCAGCUACUGAUGCCUUGUCUAGAUUACCACUUGCUGCUAAUCACUGCUCUGAACUCUUUGGCCUCUCAGUUUCACAACCAGUUUGGGUUCAGCAGAUAGUAGACUCUUAUAGCACUCAUCCUCCUACUCUUAAAUUGUUGCAAGCUCUCAGUGUGUCUGCUAUACAAGGUCAUUUUGUGCUGGAUAAGGGUGUCAUCAAAUACAAGAAUAGGAUAUGGGUGGCUAGUAGUCCAGUUGUGCAACAGAAAAUACUGUCUGCCUUGCACAGUUCAGCUAUUGGUGGUCAUUCAGACUGUGCUGUUGCUGAUCUGCAAGUCUGGCUUAAAGAACGUCGCCUUAUGCAACAGUUGCUGCAUCAGCAACUUCUUUGGGUUCAGCAGCGUCAGAAACACCAAGCUGAUAAACACAGGACUGAACGCGCAUUUCAAGUGGGUCAAUCAGUGUUUGUCAAACUACAACCUUAUGUUCAGUCCAGUUUGGCCCAUCGAGUGAAUCAGAAGCUGUCUUAUCGUUAUUUUGGUCCAUUCAAGAUUGUUCAGAAGAUUGGCGUUGUGGCUUAUAAACUCCAACUUCCGGCAGAGUCUUCAGUGCACCCAGUUUUUCAUGUCUCUCAACUCAAACUCGCCGUCAGCUCUACUAUGCAGGUCAGUGCUGAUAUUCCCCCUGCUCCAUCUCCAUUCCAGUACCCCUUGAAGAUUCUGCAACGACGUCAUACUGAACCUCAUCGUUCUGAUCAAAUCCUGGUUCAUUGGUCGGAAUGGCCCGAGCAUCUUGCAACCUGGGAGGACGAACAAGCCCUGAAGCUUACUUUCCCGGCGGCACCAGCUUGGGGGCAAGCUGGAUCUCAAGAUGGGAGGAAUGUCACGGUACCUGGAGAUGCUGAUAUCAACAAGGGUGAAGGCGGAAAGAUGGCGGAUGGAGAGGAAGGAAGAAUGGUACCAGGCCGGCCUAGGCGGAUGAUCAAGCCCAGUACACGCUAUCAAGGCCCAGAGUGGAAGGGCCACAUCAACCCGUUCCUCCACUUCGCCAGGCGCCUCGCCGGCCACAGCGGCGUGCGUUGCACUCUGGCGGUCACCCGUUUCGUCGCCGGCUCGACUAGGCCGGCCACCGGCUCGGUCCACGUCGCCGUCUUCUCCGACGGAUGCGACGCCAACGGCCCCGACGGGGUAGGAGGGCACCGCGGGCCCUACUUCGAGCGGCUCAACUUCGCCGGGCCGAGGGCGUGGCGCGGCGUGCGCGGCGUUCCACACGCAGACGUGCGCCGUGGACGUGCUGUACUCGCACCUGCUGGCCGGCCGGACAGGCAGCCCCGCCGCCAGUUCUUAGGUUUGGGCACCGCGGACCACGUGCUUGUCAAUUCAUUCUACGACUUGGAGCCGCAGGAAGCAGAUUACUUGGCUUCGACGUGGGGUGCCAAGACGGUAGGCCCAAACAUGCCAUCGGUGAACCUCGACCACCACCUUCCGGACGACGAUGACGACAACGUAUCCUACGGCGUCCACCUCCACACCCCAAUGGCGACAGAAUGCAAGGCCUGGCUGGACGCCCACCCGCCGGUCUCCGUCGCUGGACGUUCUGGCGCACCCCUCGGUUGGGUGCUUCGUGACGCACGGCGGAUGGAACUCCACCUUGGAGGCGAUCAGCUCCGGCGUGCUCAUAGUGGCGAUGCCGCACUGGUCGGACCAGCCGACAACGCCAAGUACGUCCAGGACGUGUGGCGCGUCGGCGUGUGGGUACGGCCGGAUUCUGAUGGAGUGGUCACAAGGAAGGAGGUGGAGAGGUGUGUGUGGCAGGUGAUGGAAGGGGAAAGGUGA
Molecule: messenger RNA, 3651 nt
Organism: Miscanthus lutarioriparius
Lineage: Eukaryota; Viridiplantae; Streptophyta; Magnoliopsida; Poales; Poaceae
Source: the annotation of a GenBank genome assembly